GCUGCUGGGCUUGCCGGGGGGUGCUCUGGCCCCAGCGGGCCUGGUGCUGUUUGGUGUGACAGCGUCUGUCUGCAGAGCCCUGUCCCUGCUUCCCCAGCUUCCCAGCAGCUUUCAGAAGCGGACUCCUCGCCACACACACUGCAGACAAUGCCUGCCAGCCCGCAGCCUGGGCCCCCACUCCCUGCAUCCCCUCCAUCCUCGGGGCACUCCACUGGACGGUCACUCUCAGGACACCCAGAGUCUGCCCAGCUGCUGCCCUCAGCCCAGGCUGCACAGAACAUGCUCAGGGCCUGGGGAUGUGGGGUGGGGGACUCCUCCUCCAUUGUCUACACAGCCUGGGGCCAGCCACGUGUCCCCAAGACUCCAAGGACUCCCCAGCUGGGGCCCAGAAAGCAGGGACUCGAGUGGGAGAAGACAGUUUCUUUGGGAGUCUGUCUCGUCCUUAGUCCUCCUUGCCCCAGUUUCUCCUCUAAGGGAAUCAACACUGGACCUGUGGGGUGGGGAGGCCGUGGCCUGGGGUGGGAUGCUUUUGGAGGGAACAUGGGGAUGUGUGAGCAGGAGUGAGAGAGGCAAGGCAAGUGGGGGUGUUGGUGCCAGCUCUGUCAGGGGCUCUGUGCCAUCCUGCUUCCCCCUAGGACCAGGUGUCAUGAGCUCCAUCUCACAGUGGAAACCCCCUUCUCGGGAACUCUAGCUUAGGAGUCCCCCACCUGCCCCUCCGGCCCCUGACCUGCCAUCUGGGCUCCAGGAAGGUGUCGCAGGCCCCAGGGGCUGGGGGACUCUCCUGGCCCGGACGCCAGCUCCUCCCCGACUACACCCAGGCGCAGAGGCUGCGGGACGCCGGAGGAGGAGGAGGGAGGGGCGAACCCCACGCGGAAGUCAGGUAGGAGCGCCCGCCACUGGCAGCUGCUCUCCUGGCCGUCAAACCCCAGCCGGAACUGCAGCCGCAGCCAGCAUGCAGGGCAAAGACAGCCUCCGGAUCCUGGUGGAGCCCGAAGGGGACAGCUUCCCUCUGAUGGAGAUGGGCACCUGUGAGGCCGAGGCCUCUGAGCAGUGGGAAUAUGUCCUCGUGGCCCAUCAUCGCACCCAGGGAGAUCCCCGGCAAGAGCAGUUCCUGGAGGAGCUCAGGAGAAAGGGCUUCCGCACCAAGAGGAUACAGGACCAGAAACGGGUCUUCUUUGGGAUCCGUGCUGACAACAGCAUCUUCGACCUGUACCGCACCCUCCUCCUGGAGCCCGAGGGGCCUGCCCCCCACGCCGAGCUGGCCGCGCCGACCCCCGUCCCGGUCACCACGAGAAUCCGAAUCGUGAACUUCGUUGUCAUGAAGACCAAGACCUCGGCUGGCGAGACCUUCGAGGAUCUGGAAAAGGACGGGGUCUUCGAGGCCAAGUUCCCCCUGCACAAGGGGGAGGAAUACCUGAAGAAGACGUGGGCAGGCUGGAGACACAUGUUCCGCGAGCAGCCAGUUGAUGAGAUCAGGAACUAUUUUGGGGAAAAGGUGGCCCUGUACUUCGCCUGGCUGGGCUGGUACAACUACAUGCUGGUGCCGGCCGCCCUGACAGGCCUCUUGGUUUUUCUGAGCGGAUUCUCGCUGUUUGAUGCCAGCCAGAUCAGCAAGGAGAUCUGUGAGGCCCACGACAUCCUCAUGUGUCCCCUCGGCGACUACAGCCGCAGGUACCAGCGGCUCUCGGAAACCUGCACUUUCGCCAAGCUCACUCACCUCUUUGACAAUGACGGCACGGUGGUGUUCGCCCCCCCCCUGGCUCUCUGGGGUGAGUUGCUGCGGGACGCCGCUGCGGGGCCGGGGGAAGUGCCAGCCUGAGCUCCAAGGUCCACCCGGCGCAGCGCAGUGAUGCCCCCCCUUGCCCCCGCCACAGCCACGGUGUUCCUGGAGAUCUGGAAGCGGCCCCCCCCCCGCGUGGUCCUGCACUGGGACCUGUACACGUGGGACGAAGACCAGGAGGAAAUGGCACUUCAGCCCCCCCACUGCCCUGACUACAAGCUCCGGCCACACCAGCACUCCUACCUGCCCCCCCCCGUCAUCCUCAUCCUGUCCCUGAUCAUGAUCUGCCUCAUGAUCGGCAUGGCCCACAUCCUGGUGGUCUACCGCGUCCUGGCCUCUGCACUCUUCAGCAGCUCGGCCCUGCCCUUCCCCCCCGAUCAGGUGACCACGGCAGUGGUGGUGACCGGAGCCCUGGUGCACCCCCCCACCAUCAGCAUCAUGACCAAGCCCAUUCGGUGCCCUCCUCCCCCCCUCAACAAGUACGUGGCCCUGAAGCUUUGUGACUUCGAGAUCCCCCCCACCCACUCGGAGCGAGAGAGCAGGUUCACCAUCCGCUUCUUCACCCCCCCCUUCUUCACCCAUUUCUCGUCUCUCAUCUAUAUCGCCUUCAUCCUCCCCAGGAUCAACGGCCCCCCCCCGAAGUCCACGCGCCUGGCAGGCUUGUGGAAACUGGAAGAGUGCCACGCCAGCGGCUGCAUGAUGGACCUGUUCGUGCCCCCCCCCAUCAUCAUGGGCCUGAAGCAGACACUCAGCAACUGCGCGGAGUCCCCCCCCCCGUGGGUGACCCCCCCCCUCCGCUCUCUGCGGGCCUCCAAGGCCGGGCACCUGCCCCGGGACCCCCCCCUCAGGGACUGGCGGCGCAACUACCUUCUGAACUCUGUCAACAUCCCCCCCCUGUUCGACGAGUUCAUGGAGAUGAUGAUCCAGUACGGCUUCACCACCAUCUUCGUGGCCGCCUUCCCGCUGGCGCCGCUGCUCGCGCUCUUCAGCACCCCCCCGGAGAUCCGCCUCGACGCCAUCAAGAUGGUCUGGCUGCAGCGGCGCCUGGUGCCGCGCAAGGCCAAUGACAUCGGGACCUGGCUGCACCCCCCCGAGACCAUCGGUGUGCUGGCGGUCAUUGCCAACGGGUUGGUCAUCCCCCCCACAUCUGAGUUCAUCCCCCGCAUGAUCUACAAGUACCGCUAUAGCCCCCCCCUGAAAGAAGCCAACUCCACUGUCGACUGCCUCAAGGGCUACGUCAACCACAGCCUGUCCGUCUUCCACACCCCCCCCUUCCAGGACCCGGAUAGGAUUGAGGGCUCAGAAAAUGUGACUCCCCCCCCAUACAGGGACUACCGCAAUCCCCCCCCCUACAACUUCUCCGAGCAGUUCUGGUUCCUCCUGGCCAUCCGCCUGGCCUUCGUCAUCCUCUUUGAGCCCCCCCCUUUGUGCAUCAAGCUCAUUGCGGCCUGGUUCGUGCCCGACGUCCCCCCCCCAGUGAAGAACAAGGUUCUGGAGGUGAAGUACCAGAGGCUGCGUGCCCCCCCGUGGCAUGGAAGGCAGAGGCUGGGCGGGGUGGGGGCAGGCUCUCAGCCCCCGAUGCCCACCCAUGCCACCCCAACCUCCAUCUUCAGUGCCAGGACCCCCCCCGUGUAGGGCCAGAGCCCGUCUAGAGGCCACUAGGAGCUGAGACCCCCCCCCCACCAGCACCUCCCACCAGCUCACCGCUAUGCGUGUUGAGGGGCCCCCCCAGAAGGCCAUGCCUAUGGGGGGCCACAGGAGUCCCCUGUAUGUUCAGGGCAUCUGGGAGCCGCCGGCCUGUUCCGCCUGCUCCGUCUUUGUGGGGCCCCCCCGGCUUGGCACAGACCUGACUUGAACUCUGGGUGAUUCCGGGCACCCCCCCCACUGGGAGUAGGGGGCUCUUCAGGCAGCCACAAGGCAGGAAAACCCCCCCCAGUUUCCUGGGCCUCCCUCUGACUUCUGGGCGCCAGAUCCGGCCCCCCCCCCAUCCUGGCUGUUGGGGGUAGCCUGAGCCCACCUUGCUGGCCUGUUCCCUUCAGCCAGCAGCGGCUUCUGUAAUAAAGUUAAACCUGUC
This is a messenger RNA of Cercocebus atys (sooty mangabey), 3854 nucleotides long. RefSeq names its product anoctamin 9 (gene ANO9). Gene Ontology annotation, molecular function: chloride channel activity. The record is from RefSeq and is a predicted model, not a curated record. NCBI's taxonomy places the organism in Eukaryota, Metazoa, Chordata, Mammalia, Primates, Cercopithecidae. Gene Ontology annotation, cellular component: plasma membrane. Gene Ontology annotation, biological process: chloride transmembrane transport. The transcript has 22 exons.